Bradysia coprophila is the source of this 1773-nucleotide messenger RNA. Its product is annotated as trypsin-1. Lineage: Eukaryota; Metazoa; Arthropoda; Insecta; Diptera; Sciaridae. Gene Ontology annotation, biological process: proteolysis. Gene Ontology annotation, molecular function: serine-type endopeptidase activity. The record is from RefSeq and is a predicted model, not a curated record.
GCAGUCAAAAUUUCAUUAUUAUCCUUUUGGCCUGUCAAACUUACCGUUUCCGUUUCUGUUUGCGUUGUUGUUCAUAGAAUCUGACGUUCUCUUAUAGGGAUAUUUCGAGUGAUUGUCUUUCGUAAGAUCCUGACUUUCAGUCAAUGGAAAUAAAUAAUUCGUCUGGUUCCGGUGAUUCUAUAUUCGUCCAGCUUCACAUAACUAUACUUAGGUCAAUAAAUGAAGGGAACACUGGCAACUCACACUUAUUUCAUUUAAAGUAAUAGCACAAGAAACGUCGUAAAUCGAAUAGAAAUUUUGAUUUUUCAUUUAUAAGUCGAUAAAUAUGAUCAAAUCGGCGAUAUAAUUUCCUUCCAUAGAUAUAUAUUAUUGAUGACAAUGUUAAACGUCUCUCCGUAUUGUUGGCGAAUUCAGAAAUCAAUGCAGAAAAUCCCGGUCGUUUGUUCAAAUAUAAUUUUCUGAUUUAUUUGAUCCGAUUUUUUAUUAUCAUUUUUGAAGUAAAAAGGAAUAAAACAUUUCAAACCAAAGUGAAAAAUAUGUGUGAAAAUGACUUUUAUAUAUUUAUAUACCGUUAUGCUGGCACUGAAAGGGAUUAUUGUGAACGGCGAAAGACAAAUAACAGAGUGCGGAGUCAGACCGUUACGGCGACAUCCUAGAAUUAAUUCAAAAUAUCGAAUACCAAAAAUAAUCGAUGGUUCUCCGACCAAAGACGGACAAUUUCCAUGGCAAGUUUCGCUCGAAUUGCUUCAUCCGUCGUUAGGAUUUCUGGGCCAUUGGUGUGGGGCAGUGUUGGUGGACCCGAUGUGGAUAAUUAGUGCAGCGCAUUGCAUACAUAAUGAUUUAUUCAAUCUACCCUUGCCACCACUAUGGACAGUAGUUUUAGGCGAGCACAAUCGAAUGAUAGAAUCGGGAUACGAGCAAAGAGUUUCGGUCGAAAAAAUUGUAUUUCAUGAAAAGUACGAAAACUUUCAACAUGAUCUAGUUAUGAUCAAAUUGUCUGAACCAGCUGAUCUGAGUGAAGAAUCGAAUAUCCGGACGAUCUGUUUACCAUUCAGAGCCUUCGGUUAUCCACAGUCAAUGGACGAAGAACUGUACGAUCAGAAAGACGACGACACGGUGGCCAUACCAAUUAGGGAUAAUAACUUUUUAAGAAACAUUAGAAUUAAGCAUCUGCAAUCGAACAGCAACCAUUCGACCGGUAGACGACAAUCACGACGCAGUCACACACGAAGGAAUGAUAAAUUUUUGCAUGGCAAUUUGUACACAGAUGAUGCUGUGUCCGGUAAAGCAACGUUACAGGAUUUACCAUACACGGAUUGUAUAGCAACGGGAUGGGGUCGGUCGUCAACAACUUCGGGAGACUUAGCUGAUACAUUACUUCAAACAAAAGUACCCAUUCACACCAAUGUUAAAUGUAAAAACGCGUACGGCAGCAAUGUUAAGAUCCACAAGGGUCACCUGUGUGCUGGUAAAUUAAAUGGAAAGGGCGGAACUUGCGUCGGAGAUUCAGGGGGUCCACUGCAAUGCCGACUGUCGAAAAACGGACCUUGGCUACUAGCGGGCAUAACAUCAUUCGGUUCUGGUUGUGCGGAGCAAGGCUAUCCGGAUGUGUACACUCGGAUAUCGUAUUACAUUAAAUGGAUUAGUGACACAAUAUCUCAGACGUCGGAUGGGUCGUGAAGUGGAUGGGAUGUGGGCAUUGUCGACAGUGUGCGGUGUAAAUUAAUCAAACGAAAUGUGAUAAUUUGAUGUAUUAAUAAUAAUGGUUUUUAA